Molecule: messenger RNA, 2735 nt
Organism: Mycotypha africana
Lineage: Eukaryota; Fungi; Mucoromycota; Mucoromycetes; Mucorales; Mycotyphaceae
Exons: 8
Coding region: 12-2510 (832 amino acids)
Molecular function (GO): protein binding
Source: RefSeq, a predicted model, not a curated record
GUAAAUACAAGAUGACAACGACUAUUACAACAGCGUCUACAAUAAAAUAUGCUUCCCCGGCAGCCAUCUUACAAAUUAAUGAUCAAACUGAUCGAGAGUUGUUUGAUGACAGCACAACCGUAAGCAGCCUUGAUAGCUUCCAUGACAUCAUCACUCCAAUGGAACUGGGGUCUGUUAUGAGCGAGCUUCAAGCCUCCGUUAGCAGAAAGCACCAAGAGCAAGAAGACAGACAUCACAGCACUUUAACGAACCAACAACAACAACCAGUGUCUCUCCGACCCCUCGAUAGAAUAAAGCAGCAGCAACAGCGCCUACCCGCUGAGUUUGAUGGAACCCACAAUAAGCAGCAAUUCAUUGGCAGUGCCUCUGCAAACCAAAUUGUAUUAAAACGUGUGGAUCCCAAAGCCGUCCAGCCGAAUACUAUGAACCCAAGAGAGCAAGAGAUUGCAGACGAAUUACUACUCACAGGUAUUCGUCACUUGUUCAGUAACCGUUUUAUGAAAGCAAAAAGCGUGUUUGAAGAGCAGGCAAAUACUGAUCCUGCGUAUGCAUUGGGGUUGGGCUUUAUGUCUUUUAUGAAAGCGAUGAUGUCAACAGAUUUUCAAGCAACAAAAGAUGCUCUACAGGUAUUAACGACAACAUGCAAUCUCGCAACCGCUCAAAUAAAUAACACCACAAAAAAGCACAUGGGGGGUUCGAUUUUCCAGCACAUCACAUCUUACUGCAAAUCCUUUAGAUCAGUUGGGCUAACUUCAGGUUUUCCUGUUCAUAUCAAACCAUCGAAGCCUUCGACUAUCCAAAUGCAUAGAUCACAUAUUGUACCCAAUGGGAUCCUAAGAGCGCACAUUGCAAACGGGGAAGCAAGCCUUCAGAUGGCCAUUUUGUAUUUGGUCCAACAAACGUCAGUGGGGUAUAUCAAAAGCGGUGUUUAUUUAAAGAAAGCGUAUACAAGUUAUAGUUAUGUAUGGCAGGAAUAUAAACGCUUGGGUCAACUACAUAACCAAUACAUGGAUAGAGACACCAUGUGCGGAAUGCAAGUUGGAAUUGCUUCGAUCCACUUGAUACUUUCAGCAUUACCACGUAAGAUACUGGAUAAGGUGUCGCCAUCACAAUUUAAGUGGAAGCCGGACAGGCAUUUAGGUUUUGCGCUGCUGAAACUAUCUGCAGAGAUUGGUCAAAGUAAAACGCCCACAGCUCUGUUGACAUUAUUAGCCUAUUUCACAACAACAGUAAGCAUUUGCCCUGAGAUACUUGCCAGUGAAUAUCUUCAACCUGCUAUUGAAACACUGUUAGAAGCCCAAAAAAUAUAUCCUCACUCGGCCAUGUUUUUAUAUUUUGCGGGCCUUGCAUCUCGAAUAGCACGCAAUUUGGUUUUAUCAACCCAAUCCUUAGUCUAUGCUAUUGAAACAAGCAAAGCAGAAUGGAUGGAAGUUGAGGUAUUUCAGAACUGUAGUUACGAAAUAGCCUUCAACCAUAUGAUGAAAAAUGAGUGGAAAGAAGCCGCUGUUUUGUUUGAACAACUUUAUAGGGAAAAUUACUGGUCGCCUAUUGUAUGUAAAUACUUAGCGGCUGCUUGUACAGAUAUGUUGGGGCACAGAACUGAAGCCAUGGUGACAUUUGCCGACGUUUUGCAAUUAAUAUCAAAAAAAGAGAUGCUGACGAAGGAUUUAGAAUUCUACAUCCAACGAAAAUUAGACAUGUUCCAGUCGGCAGGCUACCAAGAUAUGGACAUGACAUUAUGUGCCUUGGAGUACAUGUACCUAUUCAACGCUUAUGAGUUUAUGGAUGAGAUACAACUAGAACAGAAUUUGGCUGUUGUUGACGAUGCACUGGAUCGGAUUUUGGAAGCAGAGAUCAUGGAAUACAAGCUUCGAGCAAAAGAGUUGUUGCCAGAGACACCGCCGCCAGCCUACUAUGACCAGCGGGGCGUCUUACUAUUAUUGAAAGCUGCUAUUCUAAAUGCCAUGAGGCGAUACCAAUAUUCUAUAAUUCAUCUGAACUGGAUUUUAGAUCAUAUAGACAAAAUUAUGGUGGAUAAAUGGAUCAUUCCAUAUGCUUAUUGGGAAGCUGGAGUCACUUCUUGGAAUACAGAACAAAAACCGAGAGCACGCUAUUUUUGGGAAACUGCUUUGACACAAACCGGUCAUGGAUUCGAGAAUAGAGUGACUAUGAAAGUACAUUUAGCUUUGACAAAAGCACAGGAAAUGAACAUACAAAGAGAAAAGAUCACGAAACGAACAACUACGAUGAAUUUAGGCUAUAUGCACUCCUAUCAUCCACCAUCUUUGCUGAAUAAUACAGACAAUAGUGCUUAUUCAGAACAUGAUGGUGACAGUCCUUUGGAUUAUGAUAAAUCGACAAUUGGCACUACUACUGUAUCAGAAUCUUCCACUACGGAAAACUCCACAGUACAUCCGACUAUGAACGUCCAGGCAAAAUUUGAAGAGGAAUUUGAUCAAGCUGACCAUGCUUUGGACGAGUUGAAAAUAAGAGCUUGCAAUCAAACAUGAUCUCUAACACUAUAGACUACUUAAUGACUCCAUUUUUACUGUAUUUAUUAUGAUGAAACUGAAUCUAAUAUAAAGUUGCAAUAGAGGAAAUAUUUGCUGCUAUUGAGUAUCUUUGUCACGUAGCGUAGAGGUGGUUACCUUAUCUAUUUCUUUCCUGGCUGUGAUAAAGGGAAAACUCCCCCUUGAAAAAAAAAAAAGUACAACUAUCUUAAUGGCCAUCCUGAC